UUUUAGAACUGUUUCCAGAAGUGAUGGGAGGGGAUGGGCAGGGCAGCUAAAUAUAGUCCUGGGGCCAUGGCUCGGUUGGGAGGGUCUGUCCACUGUUCACUGCCGGUGCUCCACUGCCAGCUGCUCCUGUGAGUCCUCUGUCCUUGCUCUGAGCCUACUACUUGCCUCUCGCUUGUCUUUGGACACGUCUCUGAUCCCCUUACGGUGAGGCCUGACCCUGACUUGUCCUCCUGGGAGUCUCUUUUGGCCUAAGAGCUGCAACCAGACCUGCCCGCCAUGUCGGCUGCGCCCGGCCUCCUGCACCAGGAGCUGUCCUGCCCGCUGUGCCUGCAGCUGUUCAACGCGCCCGUGACGGCUGAGUGCGGCCACAGUUUCUGCCGCGCCUGCCUGGGCCGCGUGGCAGGGGAGCCCGCGGAGGAUGGCACCGUGCCCUGUCCCUGCUGUCAGGCACCCACGCGGCCGCAGGCUCUCAGCACCAACCUGCAGCUGGCGCGCCUGGUGGAGGGGCUGGCGCAGGUGCCGCAGGGCCACUGCGAGGAGCACCUGGACCCGCUGAGCAUCUACUGCGAGCAAGACCGCGCGCUCGUGUGCGGCGUGUGCGCCUCGCUAGGUUCCCACCGUGGCCACCGUCUGCUGCCCGCCGCCGAGGCUCAUGCGCGCCUCAAGACGCAGCUCCCGCAGCAGAAGCUGCAGCUGCAGGAGGCGUGCAUGCGCAAGGAGAAGAGUGUGGCUGUGCUGGAGCAUCAGCUGGCAGAGGUGGAGGAGACAGUGCGUCAGUUCCGGGGGGCUGUGGGGGAGCAGCUGGGCAAGAUGCGGGUGUUCCUGGCUGCACUGGAGGGCUCUUUGGACCGCGAGGCAGAACGUGUGCGGGGCGAGGCAGGGGUCGCCUUGCGGCGGGAGCUAGGGAGCCUGAACUCUUACCUGGAGCAGCUGCGGCAGAUGGAAAAGGUGCUGGAGGAGGUGGCCGACAAGCCACAGACUGAGUUCCUCAUGAAAUAUUGCUUGGUGACCAGCAGGCUGCAGAAGAUCCUGGCAGAGUCACCCCCGCCCGCCCGUCUGGACAUCCAGCUGCCUGUUAUCUCAGAUGACUUUAAAUUCCAGGUGUGGAGGAAGAUGUUCCGGGCUUUGAUGCCAGCGCUAGAGGAACUGACGUUCGACCCGAGCUCGGCGCACCCGAGCCUGGUGCUGUCCCCCUCGGGCCGCCGCGUGGAGUGCUCGGAGCAGAAGGCGCCGCCGGCCGGAGAGGACCCGCGCCAGUUCGACAAGGCGGUGGCGGUGGUGGCACACCAGCUGCUCUCCGACGGCGAGCACUACUGGGAGGUGGAGGUGGGCGACAAGCCGCGCUGGGCGCUUGGCGUGAUUGCGGCCGAGGCCAGUCGCCGCGGCCGGCUGCACCCCGUGCCCUCGCAGGGCCUCUGGCUGCUGGGGCUGCGCGACGGCAAGGUCCUGGAGGCGCACGUGGAGGCCAAGGAGCCACGCGCGCUGCGCACCCCUGACAGGCGGCCAUCGCGCAUUGGCCUCUACCUGAGCUUCGGCGACGGCGUCCUCUCUUUCUACGACGCCAGCGACGCCGACGGGCUCGUGCUGCUCUUUGCCUUCCACGAGCGCCUGCCCGGGCCCGUGUACCCCUUCUUCGACGUGUGCUGGCACGACAAGGGCAAGAACGCCCAGCCGCUGCUGCUCGUGCGGCCCGAGGGCGAGCAGGCCUGAGCAGCCUCGCGGGGUCGGGGAGGGGUGCGGGGUCCUG
Molecule: messenger RNA, 1747 nt
Organism: Galeopterus variegatus (Sunda flying lemur)
Lineage: Eukaryota; Metazoa; Chordata; Mammalia; Dermoptera; Cynocephalidae
Gene: TRIM72
Product: tripartite motif containing 72, E3 ubiquitin protein ligase
Exons: 7
Coding region: 277-1710 (477 amino acids)
Molecular function (GO): zinc ion binding; protein binding
Source: RefSeq, a predicted model, not a curated record